CACUGAGACCAUUAGGGAAAAAGUCCAUGGACACACACACACACACACACACACGCACACACACACCACACACAGACACAUACACACACACACACACACACACACACACACACACACACACACACACAGAGAGAGAGAGAGAGAGAGAGAGAGAGAGAGAGAGGAUUAAUUUCCGUCUUUUAUAAGCUAGAGAACUAUCAACAAUACUACAGUUUCAAAGCGUGUCUAAAAACUUAUAGGUGAGUAUGGAAAAGAUUGUUCAGUCAUAGAAGAGUUACCAAUAAUAUGAAUAACAAAAAAAUGCUACUGUCUUCUGUUCCCGGCCUCGUAAAACAGGUUGAUGUAAGAGAUGUUCACUGAGUUCACUGACAUCCAGAUGUCAUAAUAUAUUUAAUAAGGUGGCCAUGAUGAGAAGACGGCGGGGAAACACACUGAGAUGACUUAGAUUUUCGCAAGUCAAGAUGACAAGUUAUAAACGGUGUGUGUGUGUGUGUGUGUGUGUACCCGGCCUCAUCCCUGUGCGGUCAUGUUGAGUUGGUGUUUACAUAACGCUCAAGAACGAGAUCUCUAGUUUAGCUGUUGUCUGUAUCGGGUUCACUGACUCCCUUGUGUCCGCCCGCCGCCCCUCCACCGCUCCCGCCUCGGCCGUAUGCGUGCGAGUGUUGUUUACGGAGGAACUACAAGUUGCUGAGAGGUGGGCGGCGGCGGCGGCGUCAGAAGUUGUCUCGUGUUUACCUGAGUCAAGGGGCUGAACGAGGAUCCUCCAUCCUCCUCCAAACGUGCCUUGUUCUCUCCCUCUCUCUCUCUCUCUCUCUCUCUCUCUCUCUCUCUCUCUCUCUCUCUCUCUCUCUCUCUCUGUGUGUGUGUGUGUGUGUGUGUGUGUGUGUGUGUGUCAGAUGUUUUACUUUGGAAUAAACGGGAACCAUACUAGACAGAUGACUCAGUGGGUGAACACACACACACACACACACAUACACACACACACACACACAGCGCUUCGUCAGGCGAGUCUCACCUUUGUGGGGUUUGUCCUUCACCACCACCAUCACCAGCAACAACACCAGAAGUUUGUUUAUGUCCCCAACAGGAGGCAGUUCAGUUCCUCCACCCUCUUUCAUCCUGUCUUGGCUUCUCCCUCGCAGUCUAAAUAUAACUAAACUCCCGCAGUCUCCCCCUCGUUCCUUCCCGCUUCCCCGCAGUAACACUCACAUCCUCGCCAUUCCUUAGGGCCUACUUAAGUCCCCCUUCUCCUCUUCUCCCUCCCUGUAUGGGGUGCCUCUCACCUGUGCUUGCGCCUUUGUCUCAAGCUGCGCGGCUCUAUAAUGGUUUUGUUAAUGUGACUGCUUGUUAGAGGAUAAAUAUUAUUUGUAAUGAGUAGAUCAGUACGAAUUCGAGCAAAGAAGAAAAAGGUAAAAUGCAACACUAAUGAUGAUACUGACGAUUACAACGAUAACGACAUUGGUAAGGAUGGUGGUGAUGAUGUGUGAUAGUCACGUUAUUGCUGCUGCUGAUGAAAUUAUUAUAUCACUACUACUGAUAUUCACAGUCAUUAGAUCAUUAUAUCACCAUGUAUUUAUUAUUACACCACCAUCACCACCACCCCCACCACCAGUCACCGCCGUAAUGUAAACGUGUCGCUUCCCGGUGGAGAUCCAGUUAGCGCAGUGCUUAACGAGGCGCGGCGGACCAGCAGUUCUCACCACCCUCACGCCCGUGGCCUCCUUCGCCUCUGCACCGCGGUUGACUCACGCAUGCGCCGACACUAGCCUCUGGCUUGAGGCAUGAGGUGCAGGCGUCCCGAGAGAUGAGAGGCGAACGCAGAGGGAGGGAAGGGAGAGAGGUGACGGCGUUUCUCACCCCUCAGACAGUGUGGAGGAGCUGAGAGACUGAAAUGGGAAGUUGCGUCUCCGUAAUGAAUCACGAGUAGCACUGACGGCCACCCUUUCCCCAAGCCCUACCAUGAUCAGGUUCCUCCUCCUAGCUGUGGUCCUUUCCGCCGUGGCUGUUCCCUGUGUAGCCUUUAUCCGCCGAGGACAUAGCGUAAGUAAGCCGUCUUCCGUGGUAGAUGACCUAAACCUCUCUGAACAGCCUUACCUAAUCAAGACGGGGGAGGAAGCAACAGAUUUGGGAGAGAAGGAAGACGUGAGAGAAGAGGCAGAGAAGGCUAAAGUAGUAGAAAUAGCGAAAGAUGAAAUGAAAAGGAAUAAAGACGAAGUGAAAGUGGAUGAAAUUGAGUUGGAAUGGAACGACCGAGAAUUUCCGUCCUUGGAUGUCACGUCGCUCGGUGCUUCCCUGGUGUCCCUCCGCCGCUUCCUGCAUCACGCCAGGAGACUCAGGAAGCGGGCAGCGGAGAGCGUUAAGAGGGACGUGGAGGUUGAAGCCUUGUCCCUGCACCGCCUCAGCCUUCACCUGCAGGACACCACAAAUCUGCCUCGCGCCCCGCACCCUCACCAGGCAGUGCCACUCGACCACGAAGAGAGAGGCAGGCCAGUACCGGUGGCGUCCAGCGGUCGUGGUGUGGGAGGCAAUGAUGACUGCGGAGGCAGCCAAGCGUUGGGUGUGUUCAACUUCCUCACCUUCAUGAUCUACUCGCUCUCCCUCGUGAUGACGGUGGUCGCCCUCGCCCAGGGGUCCAUGGCGGACACCUUCCUCGGCCAAAUCAUCAAUGGUGUUGUCAUAAACCAGAGAUCCUUCAGCGCGGCGACUCCAGGAUUGCCAGAUGUGGUUCCCGAGGCCCCUGAGAUAUUGGGUUUUUUCCUCCGAGCGUUGCGUGGCAAUGGCAGGCACCCAAGGGACACCGGGAGCCAGCAGCAGGAGGAACUGAAGGCCCUGCGCAAGGAGUUGUCAGUAGGGAUGGUGACGGCGCUGUUAGAGGCUGUGCGUGGCCCGGGCAGGCUGUGGGGUCAAGGUUCAAUGGGGGAGUGCAGCAGUCCAGCGAGGGCAUGGGCGCGCCACUACUUCGGCACGCACGCCCACGCCCUCCUCUCAAGCAAUGCCUGACGAUGCUCUUGAGAUAACUCAAGGGAAAUUGAAUAUAUUGUUUUCUUAUUGUUGUUAU
Messenger RNA from Scylla paramamosain (green mud crab), 3058 nucleotides. RefSeq lists its product as uncharacterized. The record is from RefSeq and is a predicted model, not a curated record. Lineage: Eukaryota; Metazoa; Arthropoda; Malacostraca; Decapoda; Portunidae. Bases 1960 to 3000 code for a protein of 346 amino acids. The transcript is spliced from 4 exons.